UCUUAUUCACUCCGGUCUCACUAGGGCUCAAGCCCCACCGGGAUUUUUGGGGCCCAAAAAAAAAAAGGUAUAUAGGUUUUUGGUACUACUCUCCUUUCAAGCCCCCACCGCUGAACUCGCCAGCUCGAUUGGAGACUUGGAGCUCUCCCGACUCGGCAAACCUGCAAGAGUGCAAGGCUAGAACCAGCAACCCAUCUCCGGUCUCCGCACUCCGCGGCUCCGCCUCCAGGUAUCUCACCAUCUCUCUCCUCCUCUGCGACGGCCGACGGCUCCUCCAGUCCUCCUCUUGAUCUGUUGUUAAGUUGGUUCUGUUACAUUUGAUUAAAUUGGGGGUUUAGAUUGUCCACCAUAAUUUUUUUCUCUCCCUUCGUUAAGAAGUUCAAGCCCCACCAAGGUUGUAAUCCUGGAUCCGCCCCUGCUCAUAUGUCAACAGGGCUAAAAUCACAAUCUUGGUCCUGCGCUCGCAUUACCUACUGACUGGUGUUGCAGAUUAGUAAGUGCAAUGGAUCCUGGAAACCUGGGAGAGAUAUUGAAGCACUUGGAGACGCAGAAUGAGCUCCUUACAAAAGCGUCUGAAUCAGUGCUACAAGAACUGUCUAAUCUUCAGGGAGAAGAAGAAAUGAUGAUGCGCAAGUACUACGCUAUUAUGUCGGAGCAUGGUAAAGUUAAAAAGGUUCAAGAACUUCAUGAAUUUUGGCAGAAGCAUGGCCAUGGAAAAGUUUCAACUGAUACUGAAAUCGGAAGCUCUACUGCAUUAGUCACUGCUACUAGCAAAGAAGAAAACUGAUGAUUUCCAAGUGUUGUCUUCACAUUGUUAAGUGACCUGUAAAUACAAUAUUGGCACAUUGUACCUCCUUUUUAUACUCGAGAGAAAUUUUUGAUGGAAGUAUAACAUGAAGUUGAUAAACUGUAUCUUGAUAGAAAAUGCUGCAUCGAAGCCUCAUCAGUCAUCAUGAUCCAACAAACACUGCUUGUUUGAAAUCUUGAUUGUAUGAGACUUAUGAUAUUGUGAGAGAGGAACAUCUUCCUGACAUUCCACAACAGAUUUAUCAGACUCAGUUGUCUGUAUAACUGCAGGUUUAUCCCUCAGUUUGAUACUGAAAUCUUUCCAAAUUAAGUUCCGUCGUUAUGUGGUUCCAUUGAGCUGUCCUAA
This is a messenger RNA of Rosa rugosa (rugosa rose), 1153 nucleotides long. RefSeq lists its product as uncharacterized. Bases 503 to 787 code for a protein of 94 amino acids. NCBI's taxonomy places the organism in Eukaryota, Viridiplantae, Streptophyta, Magnoliopsida, Rosales, Rosaceae. The transcript is spliced from 5 exons. The record is from RefSeq and is a predicted model, not a curated record.